AUGGGAGGGAAGAAGGCGAGGGAAGAGAGAGAGAAGGGGAAGGAGGAGGAGAGGGAGGAGAAGCGAGGAAGAGGUGAGAAGACCAUCGUUCGAGCUCUCACCUCUGACGGCCUCAAGUUCUUCGUUGAGGUGAAGGAACGUGCUCGUCCCCUCAAAGUAUCGCACGUGGUGGAGGCUAUCAUGUUGGAGCAUAGGAGGUUGACGAGCAAGCUUCAGCCCUCCUCCUCUCCUUCCAAGAACGUCCUGGUUGUUAAGACCAGCGGCGAUUUCAUCGUCUCCCAGGACAUUUCGUUCGCCGGCGUUGCAGAGGCGAAUGGAUUCGAGGGCUGCUGUCCUACCUUGGCCAUAGUGUUCCAAGAAGAUGUGGAGUCGCUGGCGAGAGAGCAUCAGGAGGACUUAAUGGCUGUGGUGAAGAGACUUGAGCUGAACAGCUCAGAAGGACGACUGCUCUACACUGCUUCCUCGCAUACCUCCAUCGUCCCUGCUAGCUCGGCCGCUACGUUAGCCCCCAAGAAGUCGGCGGAGGUGAAGAGUGUGGUGGAGAGGCAUGUGCCGAAGGAGGAGUGGAGGUCGCUUCCUCAAAGUCUGCAGCGGAAGAUAGAGGAGCUGAAGGCAGAGGCCAUGUUCAGCAGAGACAUCGACCAGAGGGCCCUCAACAAACUAGUUCGCGUCCAUCGCGCCAUCGCAUUCCGAGCCCUGGACAAGUUUUGCUCGCAUGCUGGCUCAGAUCUGCCCAACAAGUCGAAGCUCCUGGUGGACCUGAUCAAUCAGUGUGAGAAGGAGAAGAUCCUCAACAAGAGCGAGGAGGAGACCAUGGAGGCCGGCGACAAGAGAGGCAUCGUACACAUCUCCUCCUCCUCCUCCUCCUCCUCCUCCUCCUCCUCCUCCUCCACUUCCUCCACGGCCUCUGCUGCCGAUCGCCCUGGUGGAGCGAAGAAACAAAAGAGCGACAAGGAAGCGAGAGGACAGGAGGCGUUGAACGUCAGAGAAGCGGGGAAGGGGAAGGGGAACGUGAAAACUGACGUUAGCAAACCUGCACAGCCGCUGAAACCUCCCAAGUCGAAGAAAGGGGAGGAAGACGCCCCGCAAAAAGUUGCAGGAAAACAAACGAAACAAGACAUUGCUGUUGAGAGCAAGCUGAAAGCAAAUGAUAUUGAGGAGGAAGACGAGUCGGAGGAGGCGGAGGGAGAGGAGGACGAAGGAGUGUCGGAGGAUGAGGACGAAUCGGAGGAGGAGGAGGUUGGAGAGGACGAGGACGAGGACGAGGACGAGGACGAGGAAGAGGAAGAGGACGAGGACGAGGACGAGGACGAGGACGAGGAGGAUGUUGGUGAUAAGGAAGAGGACGAAGAAGAGGUAGGAGAAGAGGAGGAGGAGGACGAGGACGACGAAGAGGAUACAAAGAAACCAGCCAAGAAUGCGAAAUCGAAUAAAGUCGUAGCGCAAGGAAAGGAAGCAAGAGCAAUACACGUCAAGUCGAAGGAGCAAGAAGAGGAUCAGGAAGAUGACGUUGAAGUCGACGGCGACGGGGACGACGAGGAUGAUGAAAACAAGAAACACGACGAUGAAAAGCCAAGAGUUGCACCGAGACGAAAGGAAAUUCAUCAAGGCAAAGGUUCAAAGCGACCCCUCAACGAUGAUGACGAGGAUGAUCAUGAUGAGGACGAGGAUGCAGGGACAGCCAACGAGGAUGUGGAUGAAGAUGCGACGACAGACGGGGAGGGGGAGGACGAUAAAGUUUCUUCUUCCAAACAGAAACCUAAGGAAGUUCAUGAGGUCACCAACAAAGGGAGAAGCGCUAGCGAGCGCAAGGGCAAGCAGGAGGGGGAGGGACAGGCGAACAAGAUGCGGGGAACGAGGAAGAAGGCUCAAGGCGAGGACGAGGCUGCUGUCCAAGAGGAGCAUUCAGGAGAAGACGAGGAGGAGAAGAAGCUGAUCGCGGUCAAGCAGCAGCUGCAGGAGAAAGUGAGAGAGAUGGAGACUGAGGAGAAGGAGGGAACGAUGGAUCGAAGUAUGGGGGGCAAGAACAAGAACGAGAACGAGCUGCCUGCUGCAGUGCAGCAUGAGCUGCACGACGCAGUGAGAGGAGGAAGGUUCCGAGAGUCAAGGAUCAACAAGGUGUCUCUGUCAUUCUUCAAGUCGCUCUCCCCUGCCGACGCCUCGAGGGUCUGCAAGAUGAUCAAGGAGGUGGAGCCGCGCAAGUACUCCAACGUGAACUUCUGCAUCAACGACAUCAUGAGCAAGAUGCGGCCGAGCGGAGCAGGCGAGAAACCUGAGGCGGCAGAGAGCAAAAAAGCUCGCAAGGUGGAGGUGAUCAAAGUGCGUGCGGAGGAGUCGGAGGAGUCAGAGGAGUCGUCCAGCGAGAAUGAGGAGGCCGAGGGAAGGGAGAAGCUUGCGGGACGAGCUCGCGCUGCGACAGAUGGAGCUGACAAAGAGGAGGAGAAGGAGGAGGACGACGAGAAGGAUGAGGAGAAGGAUGAGGAGGGCAAGGAGGAGAAAGGCCAAAGCAGCGACGACGACAGCGACGAGGGACUGGAAAGGUUCGCAGCUCGACCGGUCGAAGUGAAGGAAACUCCGAUGAGGAAGGAGAAGACGACCUCGCCCUUCGCUACCCCUGCCUCUCAGAUCAAGGAGGCGAAGCCGAGCACGAGCAAGAAGGCGCAUCACACCUUCGAGUCGUCCAUCAACUCGGGUGUCAUCUACUCUGCCUUCUCCGAUGGCUCUGCGACCUCCAAGAGCACGUCGAGGUCCAAGAGGUCCACGCGAGGAAUUGACAAGGCAGGGAAGAAGUGA
Molecule: messenger RNA, 2793 nt
Organism: Guillardia theta CCMP2712
Lineage: Eukaryota; Cryptophyceae; Pyrenomonadales; Geminigeraceae
Exons: 5
Coding region: 1-2793 (930 amino acids)
Source: RefSeq, a predicted model, not a curated record